AUGGGAAGUCAGUUUGGAGGAUUACCGCAGCAGCAGCAACAACAACAUAUGUAUGGUCAAUUUGGGCCGUUCAUGCAGCAGCAGCCGGUAUAUCCUCAUUAUGGAGGAUCGACACAGCAGCCCGUUUAUAAUCAGCAGUACUACACUUCUCCGAAUCAACAACAACAGCAGUCUCCUUUGAUUCGUCCACAGCCUCGACCAUAUUAUCCUUCGCCGCCAGCACCACAGUCUCAUGAAGCCACGUCUCGCACGUUGCAUGAAUCUGCCCUAAUCGCCAUGCACGAGCAAUGGAUGGUUGAGCACGAACGUACCUACGCUAACGACACAGAAAAGAAGAGUCGUUUCGAAAUCUUCAAGAACAACCUCAACUACAUCGACAAGUUCAACCAUGAGAAACCCAAUCGAACAUACAAGCUGGGUAUCAACCGAUUCGCAGAUUUGACUUACCAAGAAUUUCGUAGGUACUUCACUGGUUUUAAGGUGCCUUCUGGGGAGAACACUAAUAAUGAUAAUUCUUUCAAGUACCAGAACUUGACUCUAGAUAAUAUCCCAACGAGUGUCGAUUGGAGAAAAAAGGGUGCUGUCACUGCUGUAAAGAAUCAAGGACAAUGCGCAUCAUGCUGGGCCUUUUCUGCAGUGGCAGCAGUGGAAGCGAUCACACAGAUCAGGACCGGGAAGCUGGUGUCACUGUCGGAGCAACAACUACUGGAUUGCGUGAGCAAGAACGAUGGCUGCAACACUGGAUUCAUGGAGUAUGCAUUCGAGUACAUAAUCCAAAACAAUGGCAUAACCACUGAGACCAACUACCCUUACGAGGGGGGCCAGAGUAGUUGUGACACUGCAGCUCCGGCUGCGAAGAUCACCGGCUACGAAAGAGUGCCUCAAAACAAUGAAGACGCUUUGUUGAAGGCAGUUUCUCAGCAACCUGUCUCGGUUGGGAUUGAGGAAACUAAGAGCUUACAAUUCUACGACCCGUCGUCUGGUAUCUACACAGGCGACGACUGCGGUGGUGGCCGGAGUGGGCUGCGUCAUGCUCUUACACUUGUUGGGUAUGGUGAAGAAAAUGGAACCAAGUAUUGGUUGGCUAAGAAUUCAUGGGGAACUAAAUGGGGUGACAAUGGCUAUGUCAAGUUCUUGAGAGGUGGUGGUUCUCCUCAAGGUGUUUGUCAGAUCAACACCUAUGCUUCCUAUCCAAUUGCCUAA
Molecule: messenger RNA, 1203 nt
Organism: Humulus lupulus (European hop)
Lineage: Eukaryota; Viridiplantae; Streptophyta; Magnoliopsida; Rosales; Cannabaceae
Product: ervatamin-B-like
Exons: 3
Coding region: 1-1203 (400 amino acids)
Cellular component (GO): lysosome
Molecular function (GO): cysteine-type endopeptidase activity
Source: RefSeq, a predicted model, not a curated record